CGGCUCCGAUUACAACAGUCUCUUCUCGGAGACUGGAGGUCUGCUGGGAAAGGAUGCUCCCAUUACCCAGAGAAGGCCAGCCUGGAGACGAUGGAUCAUGCCAGCAGGCCAUCUUGCCGUGCUAUUCCUCUACAGCUCGAUAUUCUUCUUUCUCGUGCGACAUGUUCGCAAGAUCGAGAAGCAAAAUGAGCAUGUCGUCUACUGUCACCUGCACAAAAGGCCGUGAAAUUGGAGGCGAUGGAGUUCCAGGGCCAGCUCCGGAUCAUCAGCCCAUACCAAGGCGACCCCAGCCCUGAACUCGAUCAGGCCUGGAAAGAUCUACUACAGUACUCCAACAUCUGGGUGACCGGCGACGAGCUAUCGAAAAUCAACAAGACCUCCAUCCCUGUCCCCGGCGAGGAGGACAAAUACUGGGUUGAGCUGAGUGUUGUUCACGAGCUGCACUGCAUUAAACGCCUCUGCCAAUACAUCCACUCAGAGUACUACUUCGCCAACAUCUCCGCCGAGGACCGUCGUCUAAACGACCUCCACACCGACCACUGCCUGGAGAUCCUACGGCAAAGCGUCAUGUGCCACGCCGACAUCUCCAUGAUCACCAUGACCUGGGAGCCCACGAGCAAGUACCCCGCCGCGGACUUCCAGAACGUCCACGAGUGCAAGAACUGGGACGUGCUGUACGAGUGGCAGAAGGAGCGGUCGGUCGAUAUGAUGAAGCCUGGGUUCUUGGUGCAUCCGUAUCUAGGCGUGCCGUUCCCGGAUGGGUAUUAUCAUGGCAUUGGGGCUGCGGAUCCCGAGAAUGCGAUUGGAAAGGGUGGGGAGGAUACGGACAUGGAAAUGGAGAUGGACUAAACGUCUUUUUCAAGCAUGGAACAAUGCAUUUGUCUGCGGGGAUAUGCCACUGGCUUGUGGAAAACGUGAUCUAGGCGCUUGCAUCGUGAUGAUAGAUGGAACCAAAACGGACGGCAAUGACCGCAACACUAGCUGACCACAGGAUUGUAUAAUCGAUGAAAGUGUUGCACCGCUCGGCCAAAAUGAAUCCCAAGACAUUGAUCUAGCCCGAUGAUCUGCUCCAAGGAAUCCUCAUUCCUGUCAAUAAGCAAAUGCUUAGGCUCCAGUUCGUAAUACUCAAGAGAUGCGCUAGGGCUAAU
Messenger RNA from Aspergillus aculeatinus CBS 121060, 1148 nucleotides. Its product is annotated as oxidase ustYa family protein. The coding region runs from base 238 to 849 and encodes 203 amino acids. NCBI's taxonomy places the organism in Eukaryota, Fungi, Ascomycota, Eurotiomycetes, Eurotiales, Aspergillaceae. The record is from RefSeq and is a predicted model, not a curated record. The transcript has 7 exons. Gene Ontology annotation, biological process: mycotoxin biosynthetic process.